Serpula lacrymans var. lacrymans S7.9 is the source of this 1440-nucleotide messenger RNA. RefSeq lists its product as uncharacterized. The transcript has 5 exons. Bases 334 to 1185 code for a protein of 283 amino acids. The record is from RefSeq and is a predicted model, not a curated record. Lineage: Eukaryota; Fungi; Basidiomycota; Agaricomycetes; Boletales; Serpulaceae.
GCCUGCCAUUUGAGAUCCAUAUCCAUUAGGCAGACUACCCAAUCAUGAACAACGAGAUCUUCAUAAAUACUCUAUUAUGAUGGUUAUCAUGUGGUUUCCAUAAUGAAUACCGUGACGAGAUCAUGCGAUGUAGCAACCGCUCGAAGCCGUCGCAUCCACAGAGAAUUGAUAUUCUCCGAGUGGUCUCGGCCGUAUGAUAUGAAUCUCCCCGACCGGGACUAACGAACAUAAAAGCCGCAGGAUCAUCUCGCGCUUUGUCCUUUUGGCUCUUUUCAGAUACACCAGCGACGUUGCAGGCUUAUUGCAUUUUUAACUGGUACAGAUUUUAGCAUAAUGGAACAUGAAUCAAACCUUCCCGCCCUGCCCACCGGCGUUCAAAAUAGUCAGUCCAACCGUCAUGGUCAGGAGGAUGUGUCUCGACACGGAGAACCUACCUUGACGAUAACUCAGCCUUUGGACACAGGCGCUGUGUAUAGCACGCCAGAUGCCCAAGCACGCCCACAAUCAUCCUCGACAGGAAAAUAUCUAUCUGACUCGGCCGAAGACCACUCACCAGCAUCGGCUCUUCACCCUUCAAAUAACGUCUUUAGCGAUGAUCACAAUGUGAAUCGCCAUCUAUCUGGUGUAGCUUCGCUUCCACCACCUGCAAGAAGUAGAGAUGGACAUAAUGGUAUACGUGGGCCAGGACGACGAGCAACGAUGGGAGCAGCACCUGGCCUAGAUUGGAUAGUGCCAGUAGAGGAAACCACGAAAACGCAUGUCACGCCCCGACGUACUUUGCAUGAGCGCAUACAGCCGACUCUUGAAGUCGCAGUGACAGAGCGAGACAAGUAUGCCAAGAAAGGUUAUGCUCUCAACGCGGCAAUUGGCUUGCAGGUUCUUCUCGGAGCGCUCACCACCGCCAUUUCAGCGGCCACCACUGGCAGGCAGGCAAGCGGCCUCUCUACUCUUGUCGCCUCGUAUCUUGCACGCGCGCGGGGCUCCAAUGAACCAGAACUGUCUAUAACGCGUGUAAAAGACCUAGAACAAUUCAUUCGAGAUUGUAAGGCGUUCCAGAUGGAUCAUGGGCAUAUGUAUGGCGAUGAAAAAAAUGGACUCGAUCGACGCUUGGAAGACUUACGACGAAGGUUUGAAGAAUUAUUAGGGAAUGCUAACGGAGAGAGACGAUUAUCGCCUCCCGUAUAGUAUACCCGAUUAUGAUCAUUUAAGCCGAGCGUUCCACUCAAACGCUUCAUAAAAAUUACCGCAGAACGAACUCUUAGACAUAACCUCCCUCGCAUGAUAUAUUAUAGCACGCAGUUUUUUCUUUUUACAUCUUGGUCGCAUUAGCUCUUUCACGGCUUUACGGUUUCCACUUUGCAGUUAUUUUACUCUAGUAUGAACUUGAUGAUGACCCCAUCUCUGGGGAAUGUUUUGCAGUAAUGACAUCUGUUUUUUUUU